Oreochromis niloticus (Nile tilapia) is the source of this 1295-nucleotide messenger RNA. RefSeq names its product ladderlectin. Lineage: Eukaryota; Metazoa; Chordata; Actinopteri; Cichliformes; Cichlidae. The record is from RefSeq and is a predicted model, not a curated record. The transcript is spliced from 6 exons. The coding region runs from base 493 to 1023 and encodes 176 amino acids.
AACAUGAAAAGACCAAAGAGUACUCUGGACAUGUUUGUAUAGUAAAUCUUGUUAUCCAAUGCCUGAUUUUAUUUUUAUUUUUUUCGUUUAUAUUACUAGAGGCCAUUUCCACCAUAAAUGCAUUCAGAAAAAGUGUAAAGAGAUACAUAAAAUUCACCACAAUGCAGGGGAAUGCCACAAAUCCCACAAAAACAAGCGAACAACAAAAAAACAAGCAAAAAAUAUAUUUGGUGUUGAUAUUAACUUGCUGGAUCAAACAUUCAAAGCUCCAAUCUUGCUUUAUCUAAAAUGCUUUUUCUUUAUGUGUUUGGCUGUGUCACUUCCUCAUGUUGUGAUAGAUGAAGGGAUAAGAACCUGUAUAUAUUAUCUGUGCUUUCCCUUCAAAGUUUGUAGCUACAGGCUGAUACUAAGAAAGAAGAAGCGGUCGUUCUGCAUCCCCUCUGCCACACAUUUUCUGAAGUUUUAUAACAUUGCUGUAUCAUCUGUAUCACCAUGAAGAUGUUUCCUGUGUGUGUGUUUGUUUGUGCUGUGAUGAUUCUGACCCAUGCUGCUGGUGAGUAUUUUCUCCCUGAAGGAAGGACUGCAACUAAUCAAACAGUCAAAAGGCACCUGGUCAAGAGGUCCUCGGAUUGUCCUGGUGGUUGGACUAUGUUGCGUGGUCGCUGCUUCCUCUACGUUCCAAGGCGCUUCACAUGGGCUAUAGCAGAGAGAAACUGCUUGUCCAUGGGGGCCAACCUUGCAUCUGUACACAGCAGCACAGAGUACCAUAUGAUUCAGCACCUUAUAGUGAUUGCCAGUCAUGACUACCAAGAAACUUGGAUUGGAGGAAGUGAUGCACAGGAGGAGAAGGCUUGGUUUUGGUCUGAUGGAACGGCUUUUCGCUAUUCAAACUGGUGCCGAGGAGAGCCGAAUAAUUACAGGCACAACCAGCAGUGUCUGCAAAUUAAUCAUAGCGGUUCCAAGUGCUGGGAUGAUGUAGGGUGUCAGGUACAUCGACCUUCUGUUUGUGUUAAGAAAAUGUGAAAUUUCUGUCAAAAUACACACUGUUAGGUGUGCAAUGACUUUUGUUUUUCAUUCUUCAUUUGGCUUUACAUUUUUUUAAUCUUUUGUCUCUAGCAUAAAAAUUUUGCAACAAAAUAAAAAGUCUGUCAUGAAUAGUGGCACUCCCAACCCUAGUUCUAAACCCUAGCCUAAAUAAUCAACUGUGGAAAAGUAGUUUUUCCGUAAAAAGUAUUGCUCAUCUUUGCACAUCUUUUCUCUGUAAACUCUUCCUUCUUUGCAAUAAUAAAACUCUC